Molecule: messenger RNA, 9048 nt
Organism: Closterium sp. NIES-65
Lineage: Eukaryota; Viridiplantae; Streptophyta; Zygnematophyceae; Desmidiales; Closteriaceae
Source: the annotation of a GenBank genome assembly
AUGGCGUCGUCGCGGCUGCCUCCGCACGCGCCGUUGUUGUCGCGAGGCGCGGUGCUGGAGUCGCGGUUCGAAGUGGAGAAGAAGAUCGGCGAAGGCACCUUCAGCGAGAUCUACCGGGCGCGCGACACGGUGACGGGGCGGCAGGUGGCACUGAAGGUGGAGAAGGAGGAGUCGGUGCUCAAGUGGGAGGUCUGGGUGCUCAAGCGCCUGCAAGGGUGCGGGGCGGUGUGCGAGUAUGUGCACGCGGGGCAGGCGGGGGGGCGCGCGUACGUGGCGAUGGAGCUGCUGGGGCCCAGCCUCUCCGACCUGCGCCGCACGCAUCCCCACGCGCGCUUCCCCGUCGCCACCCUCGUACCCCUCGCCCUGCAGAUGCUGAGGGCGCUGAGGACCAUGCACGACCACGGCUUCCUGCACCGCGACGUCAAACCCGUCAGUGCCCUCCCCACCCCCUCCUCUCUGCAUCGCCUUGCCUUGCCAUGUCUACCUGUAUCACCAACGUCCCUCGCCAUCUGCAUCACCCGCUCCUUGCACCAUUCCGGCACCCAAGCCUCCCCCAUGCGCCAAUCAUCGUCCUCAGCGCGCCCCUCCAUGCACACCCGCUCACCUACCCCCUACCAACCCCCUCAUGGCGCGUGUGAGCAGUCCAACUUCGCGAUGGGCGUGGGCUCACGGCAGCAGCAGUGUUUCGUGAUUGACUUUGGCAUAAGCAAGCGAUUCCGCUCCUCCCACGGCGUGCACCCCGCUCGCCAGGUGGCCGAGUUCCGCGGCUCCACUGCCUACGCCUCUGUGCACUCGCACCUGCUCAUGGUAUGGCUCCGUGCACUCGCACCUGCUCAUGGUAUGCCUCCGUGCACUCGCACCUGCUCAUGGUAUGCCUCCGUGCACUCGCACCUGCUCAUGGUAUGCCUCCGUGCACUCGCACCUGCUCAUGGUAUGCCUCCGUGCACUCGCACCUGCUCAUGGUAUGCCUCCGUGCACUCGCACCUGCUCAUGGUAUGCCUCCGUGCACUCGCACCUGCUCAUGGUAUGCCUCCGUGCACUCGCACCUGCUCAUGGUAUGCCUCCGUGCACCCGCACCUGCUCAUGGACCUGGGGCGGAGGGACGACCUGUGGUCGCUCUUCUAUGUGCUCGUGGAGUUUCUUGACGGGGAGCUCCCUUGGCGCCACGUGCAGGAGAAGGAGAGGGUGAAGGAGAUGAAGCUGUAUUUCUUUGACCACCCGGAGCAGAUGACCAAGUCCGUUGCCUUCCCAGAGGAGCUCUCUGUGAGUCCCUCGCGCUGCAUCCAUUGCCACCCUUGCCACACCACCCCACUCUUCUGCACUGCUCUCACCUUUCCUACCUACACUUCCACCUAUCGCGCUCCUUGCAUCUCCUCAUCCAAGCCCUUCCGCCAACUGCUGUCUUAUGCCGCUCUGCCCCACCCCCCCUUGGCCCCUCAGGCGUUCGCGGAUCACCUGCAGGUGCUGCAGUACGCCGACAAGCCCGACUACGCCUACCUGCUCAACCUCCUCACUGCCUGGAACGCCCGCUGUGGCGGCGCCUCCCCCCCCCAGGAUGCCCAAGGUGCUGCCGAUGCCGCACACGCUGCGCUGCCACCGCCUCCCCCACCCCCUGCCACGGCCAACGGCCACUCUCACUCUGCCCCAGCGCGCCAUGCCUCUCACGACUCGCCCCCCAUGCUGCACCCUGCCGCAACCACACCCGCUGCUGCUGCCCUUGGCAACGGGGUGCAUGGCACGCCCGUCACCUCACCCGUCGCCUCGCCUGCCCUGCCAUCUGUACUGCACUGUGCACCACCACCUGCCAUCGCUGCGGUCAGUGGGACUCCCGUGCUGCCUGCACCCUCACCCUCAGUGGCACGGGCGGCAGCAGCAGAGGCGGCAGCGGCAGGCGCAGGAGCAGUUGCUGCUGCACCCGCUGGUGGCAGCCCAUCCACACCUACACCGCGCUCCGCCCCUCCUCCCCCUGCCUCUGCCCUCGCUGCACCAACGCCUCCCACCUCUACUGCUCCCAGCGCUACCCCAUCCAGCCCUACCCCUCGCACCCCCACCACUUCAAGCCCCACCGCGCACAGCAAUGGCGUCCCACGGGAGGACAGCAAUACCGCCCACCCUGCUUCUCCUGCCGCUGAUUCCCCUCCCGCCGCCGCUGCGUCUCAUGCUCCUGACGUGGUGCGUGCUGCGUCGCUGUCUGCUGCCCCUCCGCUGCUGCCAGACCCAGGCGCCGCCCCUGUGGGCAGCAGCGCAGGUGGGGGUGGCGCGGCAAGCCCCUGUGUGCGGCCAGCAGGGAAGGAGUGGGAGGGCGAUCUGGGCGAGCGCGAAAUGCAGGGCACAGAGGCGGGCAGGCAGGGCAGAGCAGGGAAAAGGAUGGGUGAAGGGGUGCGUGCAACCAGGGGGCAGGGCGCUUGUGACGGGGGCGAGAGGAGAAGAGGCGCACAGCGCAGGGACAGGGACGCGCAUGGCGCAGCGUGGGAAGCAGAGGAGGGGAGGUGCAGCAUGGGGCAGGCACAGGCAGAGCGUGAGGCGGGGGGCGGGCGAGGGAAGGAGGGUGGGCGGGCAGACGAUCAGGGGGCUGAUGGGGAGAGCAAGGAGGGGGGCAGUGGGAAGCUGGAGUGGAGGGAGCAGCGAGUGAGUGGGAGCGGUGAGGAGGAAGGCAGCAGGGCGAGCCGAGUGAUGAGUGGGGCUGGGGAAGUAACCGCGCGAGGCCGAGAGGAACCGCCCACGCAAGGGCUUCGGGCGAGCGGCAGUGGCGGGACGACGGGGGGAAGGGGCGGAGAGGAGGACAAGGAGCAGAAGGCGAGGGGGGACGAGGGCAGGCAGCAGCGGAAAGAGGAAUGGAGCAGGGGCGGUGAGGGAUGUGUGGUGAGAGUAAGGCAAGAAAGGGAGAGAGGGACGGGAGGAGAGCGGGAUAGGGAUGGUGAGUGGGCACACAGGGAGGGGCGGUGGCAACGGGAAAGGGAGAGGAAGGGGAGAUGGAAAAGGGAGGAGAGGGAGAGGGAGACAAGCGGUAAAGGUGGAGGAUGGGGACGAGGGAAGGAAGGCAGUCACUCUGAGGGACAGGAGCGGGUAGCCGAGGAGGCGAGGGCGAGAGGAGGUGAAGUUGAAGGCGACAAUGAGAAAGCAUGUGUGAGAGUUGGUUACACGACGCACACAGCAGAUGCAGGGGCAAGAAAUACAGGUUCCAACAAUGUGGUGGUGGAGGAGGAGGAGGAGGAGGGGAAGGAGGGGAAAGGUCAGGAAGCAGCCAGAAAAAUGCAGUGGGAACGGAGGCAUAAGGAUAAGCGGGAGGAGAGGGAGAUAGAGGCGGAGGAGAAAGAAAGGGAGCGGAUGUGUGAGUUGGGGAGGGAUAGGGAAAAGAGGACAGAGAAGGGAAGAGAGGGCGAGAGCGAACAAGAGAAGGAUCGAGAAAGAAAGAGCGUGAGGGGGAGAGAGAAGGCAAGGGAAUAUGAGAGGGAGAGGGACAACAAGAGAGCACCGGUGCACGAGAGGGAUGGGGAGAGGCGAAGAGGGGAGAGGCACCAGGGUUGGGGCAGUGAGAGGCAGGGUGGGAGGGGGAGGGGCAGCAGUGGUGGGGGGGGUUAUGAGGAAAGAAACGAGAAGCAGGGCAUGGUGGAGAGGCGGAGGGACGUGUGGAAUGGGAGCUCCGCUGGCUUGAAGCCUAAAGAGAGACACAGAGGGACGUGGGAGGGGGACGAAAAGGCAGAGAGAGGCGAGAGGGGAAGGAACAGAGAUAGGGAUGGAGGCUGGGAGCGGGGUGACGACAGAAUGCGGGAGAGGAAGGCAGAGAGGGAGACGAGGGGGAGGGACAGGGAUGAGGAGAGGGAGAAGGACGCGAGGAGAAGACAUGAGUUCAAGGAGAGCGAGAGGGGUGAGCGGUGGGAUGGCAGCAGAUCCAGGGAGAGGGGCUGGUCGAAUGAGAGGCUCAAGGGCAGGCACGAGCACACAGAAGCAGCUUCAGCGGAGGGGAGGGGGCAGGGGCCAGAGAGAGCAGAGGUGAGCAGACAGGGUAGCGGGCGUGAGCAUGGGAGUGCGAGGGAGGGCGAGCGCGUGUUGUCUGUAGAGGAGCGAGAUGAGGCGCCGGGGAGGGGUGUCGAUGGUGGCAACGGCUUGGGGGCUAGUCAGGAAGCAACAGAUGGGGCGCGAGGGGACAGGGGCGCCGUGAUGGAACGGCGCACGCGGGACAGGGCGACAUCCCUGUGUUUGGACCACGUGGCAGGGCGCUGCCCCCUGCCCUCCGCCCGCUGCUUCCGCCACCACCUCUCCCCCGCUCAGGAGGAGCACUUCUACCAGCGGGGCGAGCUGCCUACAGACGCCAUGCAGCCCGCCUCCUGGGUGAUUCAGCGCCGCCUGCUCCUGCACCCCGCGCGCCCCCGCCCGCUGCAGCCUCCCCAUGCACGCGCGCCCUCUCCCCGCGAGCCCACCCGUGCAGAUGAGGCGCAGCACACGCCCACCUCCUCCCACCCCCGCUCUGAGAGCCCACGCCAGCAACAACAGCAGCUGGGGGGUUCGCCUGGGAAGGGAGGGGCAGGGCUGCUGACAACGCCAGGGGGGCUGUUGCCGUCCCCAUCCAUCUCGCCCUCCUUGCUGGGUGCCCCUCCUGCCGGCACACCCCCCUCCCUGCUCCACCCCCUUCUCCCACUGCCCCCCCCUGCUGCCCCCUCUGCGCCGCCCACCGCCCAUGGCACAGGAGCAGCGACCUGGGGGACCCUGGGUGUGAGCAGACCUGCCUUGAGCAGUGGUCAGCAGCUCGCUGCCACUGCCGCUGACUGUGCUAUUUCAGCUGCUGCUGGUGCUGUGGCAGCAGGGCCAGGGGUUGUGGGUGUGGCUGCUGUGUUGCCGCCAGCAAGCAUGGGAGCGGGCGGCAGUGAGGAGAGGGGGCGAGGGGUAGGGCUGGGGGGGGAGGAGAGGGAGGGAGGGGCAGGGAAGGCAAAGGCGCGGGUGAAGGUGGUGAUCAACGAGUGGGGGGUGGUCAUUCCCCCGCACGCCCUGCUGCCUGCCAUCAAGCGCCGCAAGCUGGACGCCCCCCUUCCUGCUGCUGUUCCACCCGCACAGGGCAAUGGCGCCAUGACAAGUGGCAGCAGAGGGGUGGGACCUGCCGGUGUAGCGGCAGCUUCAGCAGCGGCGGCAGCAGCAGCAGGCAGGGUGGGUUUGUCGGUGGGGCUGUUGGCGGCACUGGAGAGAGUGGUGGUGCCGCGCGUGGCUGUGGGGCUGCUGCCCGUGCUCUCGUGCCCCACUGCUGCACCCAAUGAGACACACACAGGGACUGACACAGAUACAGCCACAGGAACUGACACAGUGACUCCCGCAGACUGUAGCACCGUUACAGUCGCACGGACUGACACGGGAACUCUCCCCAGUGCCCGCACUCUCCCACUGCACUGGGCUGACGUGCCGUGUGCACCUCUCCCUGCCCACCACCGCACAGCCUGGUUUCUACCCCCUGCCCGCCUCGCCAGCCCCGCUCUCCCCCUGGCCUGCAAUGCUGGUGUCGCCUGCACGGGGGCGGGCUGUGCUGUGAGCGUGCGCUGUGACAUCCCGGCCUCGCUGCUGCCCGCCUCACACACAUGGCAGCCUCUUGCUCACGCACAGGGGGGCACCCUGCCGCCUGCUGCACCCGCCCUCAACCUCUCGGCCUCCCCGCAACAGGAACAGCGAGGGGAGCAGGGGGAGCAAGAGGGACAGGGGGGCCAUGAGGGCGGCAAGGGGGAUGACAGCGCUGAGCGCGGUGGGUGGCAGUGGUGCGUGCAGCAGGAGGGCGGCGGGCAGCUGGCAGGACUCAUGCGGCAGUGGCGCUGCUCCCACACCGGCACCCCCCUGCCGCUCUCCUGCACCCGUGCCUGCAGCAGCGGUGCUGGCGCUGGCAGUGGUAGCGGCAGUGCAGAUGGGGAUGGGGAGGCAGGGAUGGGCCGCGAGACGGACAGCAGCAGCAGCGACGACAGCGAGAGUGAGAGCUUGGGUGGGAGAAGUGAGGGCGCGAGUGGCAGCUGGGACCUGGGUGCUCACCACCACUCGCAGCUGGCGGGUGGGGACGACGCAGGUGAGGACGAGGAGGAGGUUGGUGACGGGAGAAAGAGUGGGAGGGAGGGCAGCGAGGGGGGUGCGGCGAGUGUGGGUGAGGCGGUGGGGAAACGGAGUGGACAGGUGAGCACUCCAUGUGUGCUGCCAGCGGGAGAGGCUGUUCCCUCGAUUCACGUGGCCAGGGGUGCGGAUGGGACAGGCAGGGGGCCGCAGGUGCAAAGCGAUGGAGAGGUGAACAAAGCGGUUGAUAUGGUGGGGCUGGUUACUGGCGAUAGUGGUGGAGGUGGUGGUAGUGGUGAAGGCAAUGGUGACGGUGGAGUGAAGGGUGCGAAGCCGGAGGACGAGGAGGAAGAGUGGGUGGGGGAUGGAGAAGAGAAGCCGGCAUGUGCAGUGAGAAUUCUCCCCAAUGCUGCCACCACCAGCACUGUGCGACUGCCACCUGCCCCCCUGCCCCUGCACGCCCUCGCCCAACCGCCCUUCCCCUCGCCCAAGAAGGAGCGCACUCAGCGCACCGUGCCCCGCCGCCUCCUCUCCUUCCCACCCCUCGCCCUCCCUGCCCUCCCUGCCCUUCCCCCCCCACUGAUCCCCCCCACUCCGCGCACCCCCCGCCCCAGUGCCCCCCCCAGCGCAUCCCGCAAGGCCAUGCCACCAGGCAGGCGGGCAGGCGGCAGUGUGGAGACUGCGGAGGUUGGGGGGGGGGCGGGCAGUGGGGCGGCAGAGGCUGGAAGUGACAAGGCCGGUGGUACGGCAGGGAAGGUGGAGGGGCACAAGGACCAAGCAGGCCUGAAGGAGGAGGAAUUUGAGGUAGGUGCGGGUGCUGCUGGUGCUGGUGGUGGUGGUGGUGGUGGUGUUGGCGGUGGUGGUGAGAAUGGGGCUGGGGCUGGCAGCAGUGGUGAGUGGAGGGCGAAGGAGAGACAGCGUGCACGGGCCGAGGGAGAGAGGGCUGGAGCAGAUGGUGAGGAGGAGGAGGCGGGAAGGGGAGUGGGUGCAAAGGCUGUGGCGCACAGGGGGAAGCGGGUAAGGGAGGAGCAACAAGGGAUCGACAUUAAGAGACAGCGGAGGGAAGGAGCAGCUGGUGAAGGGGGAGAAGAGGGAGAGCGGGGAGAAAGGGGAAAGAGCAGAGUGGGGGGAGAGGAGGGGGCAGAGGAGGGAUAUGGGGCGGAGGAGAAGGGUGUAAAAGGGAAAGGGGCGUUGGAUGGAGAUUGGAGGAGGGGAGGGGUGGUGGGAAGAGGGGGAGGGAAGGGCAGAGGAAGAAAGAGAGGGGCGGCGAAUGGGAAUGCAGGCGAGCGAGAUAGGGCAGCGCAGCAGGGGGAGAAGCAGAGGAGCAUGCAGCAGCAGCGCGACAGGCGGGGGCGAUGGAGGCAUGGGGGCAAGCGCGGUGGCAUGAAGGGGGGAGGCGGGAGGAGGGCGGUGAGGACGGAGGGCAAGGAGGAGGGUGCAGCGAGGGUAAGUGGUGCGGAUGGCAGAGAGAGGGAGGGAGGGAGGGCGCAAGAGAAUGAAGAGCAGAUGCAGAAGCAGGUGAAGGAGGGUGCAAGGGAGGAUGGUACAAGGCGGAGUGAGGCACGGACCAGUGAUAGGAAACGAGGCGGUGGCAGGGGAGGGGGCGGGUCGGCACUGUCUCGAUGCCGCGAGGGGCAGGUGGGGGUGGUGGGUGCAGUGGGUGGGGCGAAGGGCAGCGGUGGUAAGCAGGAGACGGACGGGCUGUGGUCUGGUGGGAGCAGUGAGGGGAUGCAUGGGCACGGGGGGAGAAGUGUGGGAGGUGGUGGGAGUGAGGGGGACGAGGAGAGUGCGAGUGAGAGUGAGAGUGACAGCUUCUCAAGCCUGUUUCGAGAGGAGGAGAGUGAGGAGGAGAGUGGGGGCCAGGGAGGGGGCGAGGACAUAGAGGUGGAUGGGCCAAACCUGGAGGGGCACGCGGCAGGAGGGGGUGGAACAGAGAGGAGUGCGUCACAGGAUGGCAGUGGUGCUUCUGGCAGCGGUGGUGGCAAGGAGUCUGGCAUGGAAGGCUGGCAGCAGGGCGGCAGGGGGAGGGGAGGGGAACAUGGAGGGGAGCAGGAGGGAGGGGGAGGGGCGAGCAGGGCGGGGCAGGCAGGCAGCGCGUGUCUGGCCACCAGCAGCCCUGCCUCCGCCGCCACACCCCUGCCACACCUCGCUGCCAGCCCCCACCUGCACUGCACCACAUACGUCACUGCCAGCUCUCACCUGCUCGCCAGCCCGUACCUUAACGCAAGCCCGCGGUUCACGAGCCCGUACCUACCCUACAGCCCCGGCAUGGGCGCCAGCCCCGUGGGCAGCACCACCUUCUCCCCGCACCCGCUGCUUGACGCCCCGCUCUCCUCGUGUGCCUCGCCCGCUGCGGUGCUGGCGGGCGAGGAGGGUACAGAGGAGAGAGGGGGUGAGCAGCGGCGUGGUGAGGAGAGGGGCAAGCGGAGGGAGAGGACACGUCUGGAGAAGGACGUUGCUGGUGCUGCUGUGGUGGGGCAGGCAGGCGCACUGGAAGGCAUUUCUGUGCCCGCUGCAGCUGCUGCCUCGGCUGCUGCUUCUGCUGCUGCCGGUGCGCCUUGCCAGGACGCCUCUGACGACCCAAGCAGAGGGUGCUCCGCUCUUGCCCCCCCUGCUGUUGCUGCUGCUGGCAGCAGUGGUGGAACGGUUGGGAGUGGUGACUUGGGAGGUGGAAUGCUGGGGAGCGGUGACAAGGGUGGGGGAACAGUUGUGAGUGGUGACUUGGGUGGUGGUGCUGGCCUGGAGUUGAAAGCGGUCAAGAGAGGUGCAGAGAAGAGAGGGCGCGAGAUGGAGGAGGAAGCAGAAGCGGGGUUGGAGGGCGAUGAGGAGCGUGCGGAUGGCAGGAAGGGGGGAUCAGCGGGCGAGCUAUGGGGGUUGAAGCGCCAGCGGUCGAGGAGAGGCGGCAGGCCCGUGGUUGCUGGCAGCGGGGGAGCGGGGGAAGCGAGGGAAGCAGUAGAGGGAGGGGAGGUGAGGACAGGAGGUGCGAUGGAGGGAGUUGUGAGAGGCGUGGAGCAGCCUGUAGGGUCGUGA